GUUGUGCUUUCUUUUUUAUUAUUCGACACCAAGAAAAAUCGAAAGUGAACAUUCCGAUGAUGUCGUGGAACAGGUUACGACUGAAAAUGGACGGUGACGGCGAGGAGUUGACGGCGCACGAGACCGCUUUGUACGACCGUCAAAUUAGGGUUUGGGGAGCUGAUGCUCAAAGAAGAUUAAGCAAAGCUCAUGUCUUAGUUUAUGGAAUGAAAGGAACUGUGGCUGAGUUUUGCAAGAAUAUUGUUCUUGCUGGAGUAGGUAGUUUGACUUUAGUAGAUGAUCGGGUGGCCACUGAGGAAGCACUUGUCUCGAACUUUCUUUUUCCUCCUGAUGAAAAUGUGUUUAGUGGAAAGACCCUCGCUGAGCUUUGUUGUAAUUCACUUAAAGACUUCAAUCCUAUGGUUCGCGUUUCCGUGGAAAAAGGUGAUUUGUCAAGUUUUGAUAUAGAAUUCUUCAACAAGUUCGAUGUUGUUGUUGUCAGUUGUUGCUCACUUUCAGCCAAAAAAGUUGCUAAUGAGAAAUGCCGGAAGCUAUCAAAACGUGUAGCGUUUUAUACUGUUGACUGUAGGGAUUCUUGUGGAGAAAUUUUUGUUGAUUUGCAGGACUAUAAAUAUUCAAAGAAAAAGGAGGAGGAAACUAUUGAAUGGCAUCUGCAAUAUCCAUCUUUUGAGGAUGCAUUAUCAGUACCUUGGAGGACACUUCACAGGAGAAUGUCAAAGCUGUACUUUGCUAUGAGAGUAAUAGAAAAGUUUGAAGAGGCUGAAGGACGUAGUGCAGGGGAAGUUUCAAUUGCAGAUCUUUCUGGUGUUCUCAAGCUGAAAAAGGAGCUUUGUAGUACACAAUCUCUCAAUGAUUCUCAUGUGCCUGAUGCUCUUCUAGAAAGAUUGGUGAGAAAUACAACAGAAUUUCCGCCAGUUUGUGCUAUUAUUGGGGGAAUCCUUGGACAGGAGGUUAUCAAAGCAAUUUCUGGAAAAGGAGACCCCCUUAAAAAUUUCUUCUUUUUUGAUGCUUUUGAUGGGAAGGGCAUUAUAGAAGACAUUUCACUUUCAAAUGAUACAAGUUAAUGACAUAUCUGGGAAGUGUUUUAUGUCUGAGGCAGCAGCAAUCUAUAGUGGAGAGGGAACUUUUGCCAAAAGAGCGCAGAAAACUAGUAAAUUUCAACAGAUAUUUAUGAGGAAACUGACCCUGCUCCCUUAUUAACUGCUCAUAUGUAGUUUUCAUAGUUGCUAAUUCAUCUAGGCUAAUGAGAAUUUAGAAUUAGAAUGGUCUAGUUAUGUAGACACGAAGUGUAUGUAUGCUCUGGACUGUCUAUUAUCCUUCAUCAUCAAGCAUAUACCUUUGAAGUUAUGAAGCUUAAUGAUGGUUCAGAAUAAGCUCAUUAUGUUUAUGUAGUACUCUAGUAAAGUAAAUGUGGCUAAUUAUUUUCUAUAACGAUGCAUUUUGUUGUAAUUGAUGACAUUAUUAGUAGGACUUGGCACUCAGAACGGUAAAAACAGGAGUUGUGAUAUUUGUUCAGAUUUGCAAAUUUACAAUCAGCUCACCAUAUACGGCCAUUU
This is a messenger RNA of Abrus precatorius (Indian licorice), 1556 nucleotides long. Its product is annotated as SUMO-activating enzyme subunit 1A-like. NCBI's taxonomy places the organism in Eukaryota, Viridiplantae, Streptophyta, Magnoliopsida, Fabales, Fabaceae. Bases 57 to 1064 code for a protein of 335 amino acids. Gene Ontology annotation, cellular component: SUMO activating enzyme complex; cytoplasm. The transcript has 10 exons. Gene Ontology annotation, biological process: protein sumoylation. The record is from RefSeq and is a predicted model, not a curated record. Gene Ontology annotation, molecular function: SUMO activating enzyme activity.